Messenger RNA from Acaromyces ingoldii, 988 nucleotides. RefSeq lists its product as hypothetical. Gene Ontology annotation, biological process: regulation of DNA-templated transcription. The transcript has a single exon. Gene Ontology annotation, molecular function: DNA-binding transcription factor activity. The record is from RefSeq and is a predicted model, not a curated record. The coding region runs from base 107 to 808 and encodes 233 amino acids. NCBI's taxonomy places the organism in Eukaryota, Fungi, Basidiomycota, Exobasidiomycetes, Exobasidiales, Cryptobasidiaceae.
CCUAUCAAUUCCGCUUCGCCUUGAACACUUUCGCUUCGCUGCUCACAACAUCCGCCAAAAACAGUCUGCUAUGGAAGCAAGUCCAGAGAGGGAGGGCAAUGUAGAGAUGCGUGGCUACAGCUCGAACGACGCGUCGUCUGAGGCACUCAAGCGCCGCGAGCAGAAUCGCCUGGCACAAGCACGGCAACGCCAUCGCAAGGAGGUCCGCGUUCAGGAGCUCGAGGCAGAAGUGGAAGAGAUGCGGACUAUACUUAGGGCACAGGAGCAGGAGAUCAGACGCCUUCACAGGGCAUUGCGUUCGAACUCCCACAAGUCCUUCGAGACUCAAAUUGCGAAAAUGCAGGGCGUAGCGUUCUUCCGCGAAGGCCAGCUCGUCGGAGUAAACCUCGUCCCGAUGACGACCGGACUCCACGAGGACCCGUCGACUAGCCAGUCGACAUUUAUGAGGCACAGACCUCAUGAGUGUAACCAGAUGGUCUACGCCAGACCUGUUGAUGAAGCGAAACGUCCAGAAGGCUUUGACGUGCCCGCGACGUCAUUUGCCGUGAGCCCAGUGCAACAGCCUACACACUCAACCAGUUUUCCAUCCAAGUCGCCAAAGUCUCCAUUCUCCAGCGCUGAAGGCUCGGUCGUACCUCCUCUGCAAGACAGAUUAUCGACAGAGGGGAUACCAACAGCGAGGACAAGCACGGCAUCGAUGCCACAUCCGCUCCCGACGGCAUCGGGCCAAGAAACGCUUCCGCCAGAUUUUCUGCGUGAAUGGCUUCUUAUGGCAUCAGAUCCUGCCAUGAUGAUUCGCUCAGCAUGACAACACUAUACACAUUCAGCCGAUGGCCUCCAGAGGAGCGACCUUGCUUAAAAGAAAGGGCCCAGGAAGCCAUCAUGUCACAGAGCUAUCCUUCAUAAGUAGAAGAAGACCCCUGGCCUGACCAGUACGCUGUAUCUCUCCCUUGCUUCUACCGUAAGAACGUUCAGAUAUGAGCCGGAC